Symbiodinium pilosum is the source of this 5758-nucleotide messenger RNA. The record is from the annotation of a GenBank genome assembly. NCBI's taxonomy places the organism in Eukaryota, Dinophyceae, Suessiales, Symbiodiniaceae.
GCGCAGCUGUACGUCUUGCAGGAGAACGUGCAGAAAGCUUCGUUGCAAGUGUCCUGGCAAUCACAGGGCGACGCCCACCUUUUUGCCGGCACAAUCGACCUUGCGGCGCUGCAGGGGCUGACGCCCUUGACGCUGGAGGAGCCAGGCACAUCCUCGCUUGGCGAACUUGGAGUCUGUGCUCAUGUCCUGCGACUGGAGGCUGCAGCAGCAUUGUCGGCCCUGGCACUCAGCCCGGAUGUAGCGGAUCGCUACCAAGACCUCCACGGCUCUGUUCUUGCCUGCCUACAGGCAUUGCAGGAGCUGACAGAGGAGUGCUCGGAGGAGCAGGAGCAGGAUGCUCUCUUCUUGGAAGGCAUGCUGCAGGCGCUUGAGCGUGACUUGGGUGAUGCCAUUGCAGAGCCUGGAUCGACCGCGCAACGGAAGGGUGUGUUGCUGGCAUUCGCGGCGGAGCACUUUGGCAUGCGAUCAGCCUCCUCACUGUCGCGAGUACGCACAGCUUAUGCUUCGCGCCAGCAGAUCCAGACACGGCUGCGCUUCCUGCAAUCAGCUUGCGGCGCUCAGACGACUGCCAAGGUGUCCUGUCCGGUGCAAGAGGAAGGUCUGACUGCAGAUGAAAUAGCCUGCCGCAACAAUGUGGAAGAGCAAGUUUGCUAUGCGAUGCUAAGCAACUGGCGCGAAUGCAUCCUGGGCGUCGGGCUCUACGUUCACCCCAGGACCUGCAGGGAACGGCGCGCCCGCAUUCCUCCAGAGGUAGACCUCGUCCUGGACUACGUUUCUGCGGAGGCAUAUAACCUGGGAGUGCGCAGUUCCGUGGAGCAAGGAGGCGACUGGGAUGCAGAGGAGGCACAGGAACCGGUGGAGGUGCUCAGGUCUACAGUGAAGCGACGUAUCAAUGCGUGGCUCCCCUUGUACAUCAACGCAACCAACUGGGCUGUUUCCAGGACCUUUGCUCCUUCAGCAUUCUCGCUCAUAGCAACGCAGCUCAACACAUCCUUUCAGGCCGGCGAUGCUUUGAAAGUGUGCGCGCGGCUCAUGUGUUGCGCCGUGGUCGGCUUCGUCCGUUCCCCGGACACCUGGGAGCGUGCCAAGGCCUCCGAGCGAUCGGUUCAGAUGUACUGCGACAUUCAUCGGCUGCUGUUGCAGAUGGCGAAGGACUACCCAGCCAUCCUGGAGCUGGCCCAGGAACAGGUCACUGGCUUCAUAGAAAAGCCCGAGAUGCGAACACGUAAAGGAACUUCUGACCUGGGCCUGCUGAUUGCCUACUUGAGCCUGGUCGAUGGCGUCAGCUGGUCUGACAUGUGGCAUGUCUUCGUUCCAGAGAUGGUUCGGCGAGCGUUUGCCAGGAUGCCAGAGGCCUUCCAGCCAGAGCAGUGCGACUCCCUGCAGGCUCUCGUGGAGCGGUUUGACCGUUUGGAGCCUGAGCACGGCCGAGUGAUUGCUUUCUUCCUUGCCUUCACCUCCAUCGUCUCAAAACCCUCGUCGUCAUCGCCAACACGAAAAGCAGAGCUGCUGGGCUGGAGCCGCACUCAUGCCUACGAGCAGUGCCAAGAAACAUGCUCUUCCCAGCAAUCCUUUGCGGACGUAUGCAGGAUGUACGACCGUCGGUGGGGUCAACUGGGGCCUGAGCGCCGCAGUGAGGUCUUGACGGAUGUCGCCAGAAUCUGCCGCUGCAAAUCCGUGAAGGAUGUCAUGGCUGAGUUGAUGCCAUCAGUGCCCAGCGAUGAAGACCUGGGCGAGCUCUUGCUUUGGGCAAACAAGAACGGUCACAACCCGAAGGCGAUUCCCCACAUUCCGCAGUUUCCAAUGAAGGAGCAUCCGCUGCUGCACAACUGGCAGAGAGCGGUGAAGUAUCGCCAGCAGAUUUGCGCCGAGGCCGUUACGAGCUGCACAUGUGAAUUGCUGAAUGCAGCUUUCAUAUUGAUGAAGAUGGAUGCUCAGAUUCUGGCGAACUGUUUGCGCGUUACAAUUCGACUCUUUGGGAAGAUGGCGGGUGCCGACUUUACGGAGAUGGCCGGGAAGGCGCUGAAGGAUGGCAUGCGCCUGGCCCGCGAGAGGGGCCACUUGCAGCUGGAUCCUGCACACAUCUUCUCCGUUCUCGUGAAGGACAAGGGCACCCUGCCCGCGCAGGUGCUCUCGCGCCUGAAUGGUGACAGCCAAGAGGUGGUCAAAGGCAGCGAGCGGCUGCUGAGCAGCUUCAGCUCUCAAAGCCCCGCGCCGGAAGACAUUGCCCCAAACAAUGCCAUGCGCGGCGCCCUUGCUGAAGCAGAACGCCUCAGAACGGCCAGUGGCGACAGCUAUCUCAGUCUGCCGGACCUCUUCCUUGCGCUGCUAAAGCAGAAGUCACUGAAGGAAGUUCUUUCUGCAGCCGGCUACAGCAUCUCGGCAGUGGAGAAAGCCAUUCAAGAAGUUCGUGGAUCCAAGAAGGUGGACAGCCAGACCGCUGAUGAGAAUUUCGAGGCACUUUCAAAAUACGGAAGGGACCUUGUGGCUGACGCUGAGAACGGUAAGCUCGACCCUGUCAUCGGUCGCGAUGAGGAGAUUCGACGAGUCGUGCAAGUCCUGGCCAGGCGCACGAAGAACAACCCCAUUUUGGUAGGAGACCCAGGUGUUGGUAAGACGGCCAUUGCCGAGGGCUUGGCUCAGCGUGUGGUGGUUGGGGAUGUGCCUGAGGCACUGAAGGGUUGCCGCAUUGUUGCCCUUGACGUCGGUGCGCUCAUCAGCGGUGCGAAGUACCGCGGUGAGUUUGAGGAGCGGCUCAAAGCGGUUCUACAGGAAGUGAAGGAUGCAGCGGGACGGGUGGUCCUCUUCAUCGAUGAGGCCCACCUCCUGAUUGGUGCUGGGAAGACGGAUGGCGCCAUGGACGCUGCCAACCUCCUGAAGCCAAUGCUUGCGCGCGGUGAGCUGCGGUGCAUCGGGGCCACAACAGUGGAUGAGUACAGGAAGUACAUCGAGAAGGAUGCCGCCUUGGAACGGCGAUUUCAGCAGGUCCACGUCGAAGAGCCUUCGGUCCAGACAGCAAUCACAAUCCUUCGAGGCCUCAAGGACCGGUAUGCCACCCAUCAUGGCGUUAGCAUCCAGGACGCUUCGCUCGUUGCUGCUGCAACGCUGUCCAGCCGUUACAUCACCUCCCGUUUCUUGCCAGAUAAAGCUGUGGAUCUUCUGGAUGAGGCCUGCUCAAAGAUCCGUGUGCAGCUGAGCUCUCAACCGGAGGCGAUCGACACCCUGGAGCGACGCCGGCAGUACCUAGAAGUGGAGGUCAAAGCGCUCAGCAAGGAGAAAGAUCACGUCUCCAAGACAAGGCUGGCAGAGGCCCAGAAGGAGCUCUCUGCUGUUUGUGAGCAGCUCGCGCCGCUGCGCGCCAAAUACCAACAGGAGCGGGAGAUGAUUGACGACUUGCGCGCUGCUAAACAGAAGCUCCAGGACUUGAAGCGGAAGCUGGAGGUCAUGGAGGCACGCCACGACGUUGAUGCUGCUGCAGACCUCCGCUACGAUGCCAUUCCAGGCGUGCUACAUCGUAUUCGCGAGCUUGAGGCCAAGAAGAAGGAGCAAGAGGACGCUAGCGAAAGCCCGCUUCUUGUGGAGACAGUGACGCCGGCCCACAUUGCAGAGGUGGUCUCCCGAUGGACCGGCAUUCCAGUGUCCAAGCUUUCGCAAGGUGAGAAGACCAAGCUUCUACAUCUUGAGUCGGAGCUCAGGAAGCGAGUCAUCGGACAGGAGGAGGCAGCGUCAGCAGUUGCGCGAGCUGUGCUCCGCAGCGCGGCCGGCCUCGCGCGCCGGAACCAGCCAACUGGCUCCUUCCUCUUCGCUGGGCCCACGGGGGUUGGAAAGACCGAGCUGGCGGGCUGGGGCUGCCAGGGCUUCGUGGGAGUUGGGGCUAAAGCGCUUGCUGCGGAGCUCUUCGACAGCGAGUCGCGGAUCAUCAGGUUUGACAUGUCGGAGUACAUGGAGCAGCAUGCAGUUUCGCGGCUGAUCGGGGCGCCUCCAGGCUAUGUGGGCCACGAGGCAGGUGGCCAGCUCACGGAGGCUUUGCGGCGGCAUCCCUACAGCGUGGUCCUCUUUGACGAGAUGGAGAAGGCGCAUCCGCAAGUCCUCAACGUCUUGCUGCAGCUGCUGGACGACGGCCGGAUCACUGACAGCCAGGGGAGGACGGUUGACUGCACGAACUGUGUGGUUAUCAUGACUAGCAACCUGGGCUCCGAACAUUUGAUGGCCCUGGAAACACGGCACGGACCUGUGCUGGAAAAAGCACGUUCCAUGGUUCUACAAACGAUCCGUCGGUCCCUGAGGCCGGAGCUGUUGAACCGCUUAGACGACGUUGUUGUCUUCAGCCCUCUCAGCGGCGAAGUCCUUCGGCAGGUUGUGCGGCUUCAGCUUGCAGACGUGGUUCGAAGACUGGAUGAGCUGGAGGUCACCAUGCACAUUACGGAUGAAGCCGUAGAUCAGGUGCUCAAGGCGGCCCAUGAUCCGGAAAUGGGCGCUCGGCCGUUGAAGCGCUUCCUAGAGCGACACCUGGUCUCUCGUCUCAGCACGCUGGUUCUAGAAGACAAGCUGCCAGCUGGAAGCACCGUCACCAUCGACUGGAAGGAGACCGGUGGCCAAGGCCGAGGUGAUUGGGACUUUGACGUGGCGAGUCUGAAGAGGCAGCGCACCGAGCACGGAUACACGAAGGUUGAUGGUGCCCUUGCCAGUGGCCGACCCAAAGACGAGUGCCUGCAGCUGCUGCUGGACCUGUCGAAACAACCUCAGCCGCGAGAAGAGAAGCCUGCCACCAUGCAUCGCUUCGCCACACGCGAGGAGGCCUCUGCCGCUGCAGCAGCAGCUCGUCGUGCAGCAGAGCAGCCCAAAGGCAAAGGCGCCGGAAAGGGCAUCAAGAGCAAGGCACCUGCAGAAGUUCCGGCAACGGCCGACUGCCUUGUGACCAAGAAGAAGGGCCUCUCCGAAGAUCCGUUCGACCUGCAGCUGCGCUUGUCUGGUGCUGUGGCUGCUGCAGAGGAUCACGUCGACAUGAUGAUCUCUGUGCAAUACUUCCAGGACGAGAAACCCACACUGGUUGCUGACUUCCGAGCCGCCAUCGCUAAGGAGACAGGCAUGUAUCCAGAGCAGCUGCGCCUGAUUCUGCGUGGAGCAAAGCACUGCGACUUUACCAAACGCGGUGUCACCAACUUCACCCUGCACGACGACGAGCCGCUGAUGGACUGGCACCUAAACGAUAGUGAGGUGGUGGUGGAGGUGAAGAAGAAGCAGCGUGCCGGAAAGAACCUCCAUCAUCCUGGGAACGGCUGGUUCAAGAAGAAGCAAGGCCGAACGUGUACGAUGAACAUCGCAGGGGCCAUUGUGAAGCAGAUGAUUUUCUCGAAAGUAGAUCAGUACAGUGUGACAGUGGAGGAGUCCCGGAUUUUCUCCCUCAUCACUGAGCUCUGCGAGCACUAUCAGUCCGAUGCAGCGCUCCUGGCUGCGGCUGACAUGGACGCGCUGCCAGCAGCGGCAGAAUCUCGCGGCUUCAACGUUGAGGUUGAUGAGGCCCUGGGUGUCACCAAGAUGGUCCUAGCACAGCGUCGCGUCACCCUGUUGUCCGAGCGGGAUGAUCCAGAUUUCAACAAGGACCUGCUGCAGGGAGAACCAGAUCCUGACCUGGACAAGAUACCAGCGGUGGUGAACGUGCCAGAAGAGGCAAAAGGAAGCAAGCUGAUCUUCGUGCUUGGUGGCGAUGUCUUGCGUGAGACGGCAUCGCUUGCCAAGGCUCAUAGAACUUCCCUGG